AUGAGUGAAUUGAGAGACAUGUGGCCGAGAGACAACGUCACAGAUGAAGAACAAACUAUUAUAAACAACGCGUUAAAUAGACUGAGACUGGUUACUAAAGGAUGUAGUAAUAAAGAGAAAUCAUUAAAUUAUCCAAAUCAGGACGCAUCAACCAACAGAAGCAAAGUGAAAGAGGAAGAACUUAAAGAAAUUAUUAAAAGACACAGAUCUUUAAUUCGAUCCCAGAAGCGAGUGCACAUAACAACGUUUGGAUUUUCAACAGUGUCAAUGGAAUGUUACUCAACGGGUCACAAGUUCGUUUUGGACGACUAUGAUGCAACUUACAAGCUGGCGAUAAGAAUACUAAGAGGACUGUGUCUUAAAUUAACAGACGAAAAGGAAUCUAAAGUAUUUAGUACAAUUCGUAACAUGGUCUUCUGGUUCAUGAUGGUGAAUGUGUUGACAGCCGCGGUGCUGGAGAGCAUCUGUAUGAUGAUGACUGGCUCAGGAGGAACCCUCGUAGAGUUGUUUACUAUGAUGCCGUGUGUAGGCUAUCUGUUGGUGUCAAUGUCGAAAAUUUACAAAAUAAAGCGCUACAAGCCGGUGUUCAUUAAUCUGAUGAGUGAAUUGAGAGACAUGUGGCCGAGAGACAACGUCACAGAUGAAGAACAAACUAUUAUAAACAACGCGUUAAAUAGACUGAGACUGGUUACUAAAGAAUAG
Messenger RNA from Danaus chrysippus (African queen), 702 nucleotides. NCBI's taxonomy places the organism in Eukaryota, Metazoa, Arthropoda, Insecta, Lepidoptera, Nymphalidae. The record is from the annotation of a GenBank genome assembly.